Akanthomyces muscarius is the source of this 1266-nucleotide messenger RNA. RefSeq lists its product as uncharacterized. NCBI's taxonomy places the organism in Eukaryota, Fungi, Ascomycota, Sordariomycetes, Hypocreales, Cordycipitaceae. Bases 1 to 1266 code for a protein of 421 amino acids. Gene Ontology annotation, molecular function: DNA-binding transcription factor activity, RNA polymerase II-specific; zinc ion binding. Gene Ontology annotation, biological process: regulation of DNA-templated transcription. The record is from RefSeq and is a predicted model, not a curated record. The transcript is spliced from 4 exons.
AUGGCGGCUAUUUGCUCCUUGCCUCUCCAUUCUACAGCACAGUCGUGGGAGAAGGCGGACAAUCGAGCACCCGUGCCCGGCAACAGCCGUCUUCUGGCACCAUAUAGCUGCAGCAUUAGCAGCAAGACAUACAGCGGUCGCGACAGCCUCCAGCACAAGCCUCAACAUCAGCUGCCGCCUAACGGGAGUCGCGGGUUGGACGCAGCCUCCGUCGCGGGGCAUUCUGUACAGAAAAAAUUCCGACAGAUCAAACCCUCUUUCGAUCUAAACAAAUCUCCAUCAUUCGGCAUGACUGCAAAGCACGGACAGCCAGCCCCCAUUCUCAAACGAUCCUAUUCCACACCUGCAGUGCACACCAUGGCGGACAGCGCGACAACUGCAGGAGAGAAGAAGCGCAACAAGCUGGGAUACCACAGAACAUCAAUAGCGUGUAGUCACUGUCGACGCCGGAAGAUUCGACUCAAGAAAGACUGCAGCUUCUUUCCUGUUGACCAGCAAUCCGGUGGAGAUCCCCAAGGCAAGUCUACCGGCCAAGGAACCGGUAGCUCGACAGCACACUCGCAGUCCUCCUCGCCUGCCCUUGGGCCUGGACAUCCCGUUGCAAUGCCUUCAGGGCCUCUGUAUGGGACGGGGCCGAUGCUAGACGCCAUCGGGCAUGCUGCUCCCACCGCCGGGUAUGCGAGCGUUGCAGGCGAAGGGCUAGGUAUACCGAUCCCCUCUGACCAGAACUUUACCAUCUCCUCCGAAUCAAGCCUCGCUUGGGGGUCCGCUGAGCCACGUCCAGUCGCCAUGCCUGGAUCUAUGGAUAUAGGCUAUGGCUGGCGUCCAUAUGGCAGCGUAUCCGGCCCUACCGAACAAAUAUCGCCUUUUGGCCCCGGGCCAACGACAGCGCCAACAUGGAUGGCGGCAACGCCUGGAUCGGCGCAGCUGAGCGACUGGAGCUGGGACAGCGGAAUGCCGCCGACGAUACCAGCGAGAUCUGUGUCCUUUAGCGGCGAGCUCUUGGGCCACCCACCGCCACAACUAGUCCCUGUUCCGAGCAAUGCGCCGCCGUACAGCCGGGGAGGACUGAAUGUAGGAAACCCGUUUUCGUCGCCGAUAAGCCAGGCCCCGGGACUACACCAUCUGCCUAGCCAAGCUGGCGACCCCAGCAGCAACUGGCAGGCACAACAGCAGCAGGUGCUCCAUCAACCACAACCCCAGCAGCAGCAGACCGCGAGUUUCGAGUCCUGGGGCAUGCCAAACGUCAGUGGUCCGCCCAUGUGA